CGUUGUCACGUCAGUGAGCCAACAUGUCAGAUUCAGAAAAAGAACAAAAAUUGGCUGCAGCUAGAUCUAAGUUGCAAGAAUUCCGUAAUAAGCGCACUCGGGUGAGAGAUGCCAUCAAAUUGGCAACUGCAUCAAGUGGGUGCAGUGGCACUGAAUCUCAGGCAAGCACAGAGUUGUCUUCACGAGCCUCUUCAUAUGAUCCACUCAACGAUGCUGACCAUCUUGAAGUUACAUCCUUGGCUGCUCCAUCACAACUUGCUUCUGUUCCUGAUGCUUCUACUACCUCUACCAUAACAAACACGUCACCAACUACUAAAGAAUAUGAGUGUGGAGAUGUCAAGAAAAAUGUGGAUACCAACACUCAUCCAGCAUUUAGGAGUGCAGCUUCAUUCUUCUCAAGUGUACAGUCUUCUAGUGCUGCUGAUUUUCUGGCAGACAGUUUACAGUUUGCAAAUAGUGAUGAGGCAUAUUUGCAAUCAUCCUCUGUAUUGCAGAAUAUUGAACAAUCCAGUGCUCAAUCUGAUGUUGAUAGCCUUCCUGGUAAAGUUUUGCCAUUGAGCUCUUUAGAUUCUCAGCAUGAUUCAAGUGCUCCACUUAGGUCUAGUAUGAAUAUUGUUAGUAAUUAUUUUUCAGAAUCACGAAAUGAAUCAUCCAAAUUGUUAGAUUCUGCUACUUUGGCUGACACUAGUCGCCAAUCUUUAUCUAAUGCUACGGAAGUCUCUCAAGAAAUUCAAAUGAAGAACCGUGAGAGGGAUAGCAGUCUUGAGUCCAUCAGGUCGGCUGCCACUGCUAUUCAUCAACCUCAGCACACUAGAGAUGCAGCUCAAGACUCAACCAUUGAGCCAGUUUGCCAAGUGUUUUCAAUUCAUGAUCAGAGCUCAGCUGCCAACUUGAUAGAAGUACCAAUGCCGCAUCAAGAACUUCCAAGUAAAGUCAAUGCAGACAAUCAAGAAAAACUGGACAAAUCUCAUCCACUAGUCAUUGAUCUGGAAGCUCGAAAUGUGUCUCUCACUGAUCAGCUUCAGCAGCAGCAACUACUGACUGCACAGCAGCACCAGCAGUUGCAGCAGCUCUCUGCCAUGUUGCAGGAAUCACAUGUAAAGUCUGCAGAAGCAGCAACAGCCUCUGCUGAUGAACAUAACAAACGUACAAGUUUGAAUGAAGAAGAGCUUGCUCAUGUACGUCAACAGCUGCAUUUUCAUGUUCAAACAAUUAGCAUUUUGGUAGCUGAAAAAAUGCAACUUGAAUCACAGCUUAAUGAAGCUAAAGAACAGCUUUCAGGAAGAGGUGAGCAAGGCAAAGGGAUGGAGAGUCAGCUAGCAGCGUUGAGGCUUAAAGUUGAGCAAGCAGAGGCGGCAUUUGCAGCAAAAGAAGCUAGAAUAAGCGCACUCACUAUGGAGAGAGAUGACCUGCAGUCUCAUCUCCAUUUGUUGAAAGAAGAAAGAGACAGGUUUAAACUUCGCUGCAGCGACUACGAAAUGCGUGCAGCUGAGCUAGCUGAACGUGUCAACAGCAGCAGCAAGGACCAGCAGAGCAUGCAAGCUCAGGUCAAUGAAACCAAAACUCAACUACACAUGGCAAACAUUCGCAUUGAACAGUUGCGGAAUUCAAGUGGAGACUCUGCCAACAUCCUGGAUGAACUGAACCAAGAGAAGAAGGCGCAUCAGGCCGCCCAAGAGCAGCUUUGUGAAGUCCGUCAGUUGCUGGCACAAGCCCAGGCUGAGAAGAACCAGAUAGCUUCACAGUAUCAGCUCUACACUGCCCAGCUCUCUCAGCAAUCUGAUCAUAUCAAAAAUCAGCUUGGUGAGUCAGAGCAGCAGCGUUUGCAGCUGCAAGCAUCGCUGGCCGACCUGCAGCAACAUGUAGAGGAGCUGCAGAAGCAGUUACGGCAUCAGCAGGCGUCAGUAGAGGAUGAUUCUUCUGCGCGGCAGUUAGUGGCGGAUUUACAGCAGCAAGUGCAGCAGAAAGACCAGGAAACUCAGCAACUGAAAGAAGAAAUCCUGGAACUAAAGGAAAACAGCAAAAAUCUGGAGGACAAUAACUUGUCGUUGCACCAUCUCUCUGAAGAGCUUCAACGUCAGGUUGAUCAGCUGGAGCUUGCCCUGGACAAGCAACAGACGGAGCGCGUUGACAACAGCGGCCUGCUGGCCAAGCUACAGAGUGACAAGGUUGCUGCGGCCAGAGCUCUGGCUCAGAACAGGAUGCUCAAAGAACAGCUCGCUGAGCUUCAGGAUGGAUUCAUAAUGAUGAGCAACAAGAAGUUGGAGUUGACGGAGAAGCUGGAGCGAGAGCUGCACCUCAAGAAGGGGCUCAACAAGCAGCUCAGUCAAGCUGUAGAAGAAGCCAAGUCGCUGAGAGAGGCGAGCAGUGUCAGAGAAACUGAAGUUCAGCAGCUGCGCGAGUCUUGCAGUUCUCUCGCAUCACAGUUAGCAACUAUGAAGCAGAGAGACCAGCAGCUGAUGCAUCAACAGCUACCACCCAAGUUAUCUCCUGUUGAUGUUCAGUGCGAAAAUCCCGAGAAAAUACCACUAGAAUCUUCUGAUGUGGCAGAAAAUUCUCCGGAGGUGCUUGAAAACCACGUCCAAGUCUGCGGAGAUGUGGAUGUUAACAGUGUUCCUCAACACGAGUCCAACGAAGUGGGCGACGGGUCUGAAAUUGUCAUGUCUCUUGAUGACGCUACCGAAGUGCGCACAACUGCUACGGCUGAGAGUGUGGGCGACAGUACUGACAAAUCGAGCAUCGAAACUUCUUCAUCUAAUAUGAGUGAUUCCACUGGUUCUUCCGAUGGCCGGUCUUCAUGUGACAGCUCUGGAACCCCUGCCGAACGCUGCGCGCUGCUGGAGUACCGCUUGGCGCAGCUGUCGAGCACACACUCGGCGCUCGUGGGGCGCUUCCAGCGCGCCAUGAAGCAGGUCGCUGAGCUCACUGAGGAAAACCAGAGACUUGAGGUCACCAUGGAGCAGCUGCAACUCGAGAACGACACUAUCGGUGACUACAUCACCAUAUAUCAGUUCAAGCGCGGUGUCAUGAGCCAGCAGAUGCGAGAGAAAGACCUCGAGCUCGACCGCCUCAGAGGCGACCGCCAGACCCUUGUCGAGAAGCUAGCUGAGCUCCAGAAGCUGAUCAAGCUGCUCGUAGAAGAGCGAGGCGGCGACACGCAGCGACUUUUGAGCUCCGUCAACCAACUCCUCACAACAGUCAGCCAAGAAUCUGAUGCCAUGAAUGCAGUCGACGUAAAGGACCACAAUGGCAACCCAGCCACUAGUGGUCCAAAUUCCCUUACUACCUCUGGCAGCACAAAUGAAGAGACAUCUUCAAAGGUCUCAUCGGUUGGUGACCAGGAGACGAGGCCGCAGAGCGCGACGGUGUCCCGCAUCAUGUCUCUCAUCAAGGAGAUGGAGGAAGCUCCCACCAUCGAUCCUCGCAGCCUCCAUCCCUGUGGCAUGUGCAGCGGCAACCUCAUCACCGUCUAAACUUUCUAAUCCAUUUUUAAAAAUAUAAUAUUCGUACUUAUAUCAUGGUUAAUCAUUGUUUAGAUAUUGAAUAAAUUCAUCGUUUGCUUCCAGAUUUUUUUCUAAGAAUUUAUCUCUUCUCAACUUUGCUGGCUAAUUUUCUUCUCACGUAUUCAAGCGUUUUCUCAUUCCUAAGAACUCUUCUCUACAUUCGCUUUCUGAGCUCUUUACAAUGUAAUGGAUUAUUCCUUCUUAACCUCACUUGCUAGGCACAUUUUGCUGCAGAAAUCCUCUCGAGUCGGGAUCUGGGUUUUCCUUAGACGCUCGUGACUCGUAGUAUUCACAAGUAUUCGGAGGUUUAUUCUUUGAAUAAAUUAUUUACUUUCGAGUGGGCGCCUGCGUUAAAAAGACCUGCACUUGCCAGCUCUUUCUCCUUUGUGUUAUUUCGUUGAAUAAAUACAAAGUUUUAUUUUAGUAGGAUAAUUACUACUUGGAAAGUUUAUCUUCGCUUUUAGAUCAUGUUGAAGAUGAAAUUUGAAAGCUUUAUGCAUUUUCAAAUUUUUUAUUCACCGAAUCACAUCUAUGUCGACAGACUUUUGAAGCUGAUUUGUAUCUACAUUCCGUUAUUUUCAUCUUAUUUUUGUUCCAAUGAACUUCAUUGGACAUACCACUUUAAUUAAAAUUUAUGAGAUAACAUUAAAGGCACAAUAUUGAGUAUCUGAUAGUCCAAUUCUCUUGUCAAAAUUUGCAAAGGUUUGUGAUGUUUGUUCGUCAAGUAACAUUGCAUUUAGCUUUUACUCAGUUUGUUAAUUCGUACCUAUUAUUUCUUCUUGAAUGCUCUAUUUAUUAGUAUUUGUGUUGUUGUCUAACUUAAUUUAUGUGCUGGCACACAAUCACGUUUGAUUGAUUUGUAGCCUUGUUAUAAGAAAAAAAGCGUUGGACACACUGCCCUCAGUGAAGAAGAAUAAUGAGGCAAAUUGAAUUGAAAUUAGCAGCUAUAGCGCGCACACACACGCUUCAAAUAUCAAUUCCUAGACAAGUUUGGCCCGUCUGGCGUUUACAAUUUUUGCACAUUUCCAUAACUUUAUUGUAUGCACGGUGUGAAAGCGGUAAAUAUUCUUUUGGUAAAAAAUUUUCGUUGCAAUUUAGUGUCUGGUGUUGGGAAAAUUAUAGCGUGGUCAGUCUGUUUGUAGAUUUCUUCCCUCAAUCCAAAACGUCCGCAUAUAUAGCCAGGUUCUGUCUAGAAUCAGUUUGAGCAAAUGAAAAUAAGAAUGGGAUAUCCAUUAAAUAAAUAAUUUGCAUAUUUGUAUAUCAUUUUAUCAGCUUAAGAUUUUGCAAUACUUGACUAUACCCUCCUUGCAAUUUAUUGAAAAAUAAAACAGCCAUAACCUUACUAAUACCAUAGUUUAACGAUACGAAGCAUAGAAUUUUGUCCUACACUAGGCUGACCUUUUUUUUUGUAUUGAGUGCGAGUCCGAGUGCCCCCGUGUUGUAUGGCAUUUUAAUAAUUACCGGAAUUUUGGGACACUCUGUGUAAGAUUUUAUUCGUGGAGGUUUUUGUGUUAGAGUUUAAUUGUCCGAUUAUAUGUUCGGACGAGACUGUAAAUGCAAAUUUGUUGAAGUUUAGGCAUAGUUUUCCUCUAUAACCACUCCUUCAAUGCAGUAGUUAAAUAACUAAGUGCUGAGUUACACCAGUUGCCAUUUUCAAAGGAUUUUUUACGUCUGCAAUUCUUUCUUUAAAAAUUUGAAUGAAUUUUGAAGCAUACCAUAAUUGCAUAGCUAUGUUCUUCAGUACGAGGGCGAUUUCAUUUGUAGCAUAAGGUUGGAGUGCGGUAAUAGGUGGAUAGCAAUUUAUACAUUUAACGUUUUUACUUGGGUUCUUGAAACGAAUAUAUUUGCCUUUAUAAUUAGUUUUAAUACGGAAAUAAAUGUUAUUUAUAUCAGAGAUCUAUCUAUCUAUUAGUAGCUGAAGUCAACAUAUCUUCUUGAAAUGCAGAAUGUCUUGGCAUCACUCGUGUUCAAUGAUUCAAUAUAUAUCCCAUUUUCUCGUGAAUGAAAUUGAUAAAUAUUCCUUUACUAGGUACUGAUUACGGCAUUUAUUUAGAAAAUCAAAUUAAUUUUCUAAUUUGUUUCCUUUGUUUCGAGUGUUUGCUUGAAACAACUGUUACAUUAAUAAACUACACUACCUUC
This is a messenger RNA of Hyalella azteca, 5642 nucleotides long. Its product is annotated as golgin subfamily A member 2. The record is from RefSeq and is a predicted model, not a curated record. Gene Ontology annotation, cellular component: Golgi apparatus; Golgi cisterna membrane; cis-Golgi network. The transcript is spliced from 15 exons. Gene Ontology annotation, biological process: Golgi organization. Bases 24 to 3473 code for a protein of 1149 amino acids. NCBI's taxonomy places the organism in Eukaryota, Metazoa, Arthropoda, Malacostraca, Amphipoda, Hyalellidae.